AUGUUAAAAAUAUUAUCAUCAAUUAUUUUAAUAUUUCUAAAUAUUCAACAAUAUCAAACAAUUGUUUCAAAAAUCUUACCAUCAGUAUCUAUAUUUGAAGAAAGUCCAUUAUCAUCGACUAUUAUCGAUCUUCAAUCAUAUUUGAAUACAAUUGAUUUUCAAUCUGGAUAUUAUUCAACAUCAUCCAUAAUUCUUUUACAAAGUCAAACGAGUGCACCAUUUGAAUAUAUUAAUGGAACAAUACGUUUAAAAUCACGUUUAGAUCGUGAAGAAUAUUGUAAAAAACGUUUGUGUAAUUGUCAUUCAAAAAAUAAUAAUAAUAAUAAUGGUCAAUGUAAUUUUACAAUUACUCUAACAGUUAAUAUUGAUACACCACCAUACAAUUAUAUUCUUUCAUUACCAAUAAUAUGUAUUGAUUUAAAUGAUAAUGCACCAAAAUUUUCACAAUUAGAAUCAACAAUAAUAAUAGCUGAAAAUGCACCACGUGGUCAUCGUGUACCAUUAGAAACAGCAACAGAUAAUGAUUCAUUAGAAUAUGGUAUUGUUGAAUAUCGUCUACUUUGGUUAAAUAAUACAACAAUAAAAGAAUUUUCAAUUAAUUAUGAUAAUAUAACGAGAGAAUUAGAAUUAGUUGUGAGAGAAAAAUUAGAUCGUGAAAAUAUUUCACAAUAUGUAUUAAAAUUAAUUGCUAUUGAUCGUGGAAAACCAUCGAAUUUUGGUACACAAAUAUUGACAAUUAUAAUUAGUGAUGUAAAUGAUUGUCGACCAAAAUUUGAAUUUGAUGUUUAUAAUAUUAGUGUAUCAGAAAAUUCUAUUCCAGAAAAUUUAAUUCAUGUUAAAGCAUUUGAUCUUGAUAGUGGAAUAAAUUCUGAAUUAGAUUAUCAUUUAGAUAAUAAUUAUAAUAAUUUAUUUGAUAUUGAUAAAUUAAAUGGUAUUAUUAUAUUAAAACAUUCUCUUGAUUAUGAAAUUCGUCAAUAUUAUUUAUUAAAAGUCAUAGCAACAGAUCAUGGUGUUAAUCAUUUAACUGGUGUAUGUAUGGUGCAUGUAUUUGUCAUUGAUCAAAAUGAUAAUGCACCUGAAAUAGAUAUUCAUUUUACUAAAAAUAUAUUACAUAAUACGGAUAGUAACAUGGCCUAUAUAUCAGAAUCAUAUGAUAUUCUAUUACCAUUUGCUUAUAUUAAUGUAAGAGAUAAAGAUUCUGAAGUAAAUGGAAAGGCUCAAUUAUUUGUUGAACCAGAUCAAUUUUUUUUAAAAAUAAUAAAAGAUAAUUAUUAUGAAUUAAAAUCAAAACUUUCAUUUGAUCGUGAAAUGAAAAAUUCAUAUCAAAUUGAAUUAAAUGCUCGUGAUUAUGGUACACCAUCACUUCGUCGAUCAAUGACAUUUUAUUUAAAUAUAACAGAUAUUAAUGAUUAUCGACCACUAUUUCAUUUAUCAAAUUAUUCAUUUGAAAUAUAUGAAAAUAAUCGAUUACCAACAAUAAUUGGACAAGUUUAUGCAUCAGAUUUAGAUAAUGAUAUAAAUGGUCAAAUAUCCUAUAAUAUUAUUUCAAAAGAUAAAAAUAUAAAUAAUAUAUUUUCUAUAUCAUCUAUUGAUGGUAUUAUUACAACAAAUUAUAGUUUUAAUUAUGAAGAACAAAAACAGUAUAUAUUUCAAGUAAGAGCAAUAGAUCAUGGUAUACCAUCAAUGGAAUCUUUAACAAAUAUUUAUGUAAAUAUUUUAAAUAUAAAUGAACAUAUACCAAAAUUUACACAAAAUAUAUAUCAUUUUUCAAUUGAUGAAAAUUCAACAAAUAAUGUGACUUAUAUUGGACAAGUUGAAGCACAUGAUUUAGAUCAUAGUGAUCGUAUAACAUAUUCAUUUGCAGACGAUAAUAAUAAUCUAUAUUAUCAUUUAUUUUCAAUAAAUCAAUCAACCGGUAUUAUAUGGACAAAUACAAUAUUAGAUAGAGAAAAAUAUUCACAAUAUGAAUUAACCGUAUUAGCAAUAGAUAAUGCAAAAAAUAUACCAGCAACCGGUACAAGUCUCGUUCAAAUUAUGAUCAAUGACUUAAAUGAUAAUUAUCCUAUUUUUGUAUGGCCUGAUGUUGAUGAACUUAAACAUAUAUUAUUUAAUGAAAAUAUUCAACAAUCAAAUAUUCAUUAUGAUCUAUCAGAAUUUUAUACAAGUCAAUUUAUUACUGAUAUUAUUGUACACGAUGCUGAUAUUGGUAAUAAUGCUAAAAUUGAUUUAAUAUUAAAUCGACGAGAAGAUCAACAAUUAUUCUAUAUUGGAGAUAAUAAUUCACUUUGGUUAAAAAAUAUGUCAAUAAUACCUGGUACAUAUGAAAUUGAAUUAAUUGCUCGUGAUCAUGGUCAACCAUCAUUAGAAACAAAAAAAUUAUUACGUUUAAAUAUAUUUACUCGUGAUUCAUCUUUUUAUAGUUUUGGUAAACAAUUAUCUCAUGUAUCAUUAUUAAUGAUUAUUAUUCUAUCAUUGAUUGCAACAUGUUCAACAUGUACUGUACUCAUAUGUAUUGCAUGGAAACGUUUUCGUUAUUCACAAAAUGUUAAAUCAUUAUAUGGAAGUCAUUUAAUUGUUAAUGAUGAAGAAAAAAAAUCAAGAGGACAACGUUGUUGUGGAAAUAAUAGUGGUGAAAGUAGACCAAAUUCAACAUUAAUUGAUACAUCAAAUGAUUAUGCCAUUAUAGUAAAACGAAAAGAUAAUAAUCAUGGUAAUAGUCUAUCAUCAGGUGAAUAUUCAACAUCAUUAUGUCCACCUAUUUUCAAUGGUUCAACAUCAUCAUCUGAAAUAAUGGAACAUCAUAAUUUAUCGAAACAAAAAUAUUUAAAACAAUAUCAAUCAAAUACCGUUUCAGCAUUAACAACAUUAACUAGAAAAUCAUCAAAACGAAAAAAUGUUAGCUUUGAUAACACUGAUGUUCUUGAUGAUUUAUUUUUAAAUCGACAAUUAUUAUCAAAUGGUGAUAAUUCGUAUCCUUCAACAAAUAUUUCAGCAUUUAGUACAUUACCAAAAAAAAAUUCUAGUUUUAAUCAACCAAUUCUACCAGAAUUAUCUAAAAAGUCAGAUUUUUCAACAUUACAAUCAUUAUUAGAUAAUACAAAUAAAGUUUCAACAAUAUCAUUUAUAGAUCGAACAAAAAAACCUAAAGUACCACCAUUAUUAGAUGGUAUUUCAUAUUUGGAUUCUAUGUUGAACGAUUCGAAAUAUCAUUCAAAUUAUCAGAAUAGAACUGAUAUACAAGAUAAUGAAUGUUCAGGAUGGUAUAAAGUAACAGAUUCAUACACUACUCGAGCAUCAAUUGUAUAG
Messenger RNA from Didymodactylos carnosus, 3306 nucleotides. NCBI's taxonomy places the organism in Eukaryota, Metazoa, Rotifera, Eurotatoria, Philodinida, Philodinidae. The record is from the annotation of a GenBank genome assembly.